ACCGGAUGCCAACUGACUCCACAUCCGCCCCUAGAAUCAAGUCAGUUCUGUAGACGAAGCUAUCAGUUCCCCGAGUUAUACACUCGUAAGGACUCCCUAUUGAGAUUCAAAUGGUAGCAGAGGAUGGCUGCCAACUAUAGCGUGCCGCCUGUUUUCGACGAGAAGAAAUACGACAGCUGGAGAAAUGAGGUGGAGAUAUGGACACACAUGACGGACCUAGAAAAGACCAAGCAGGCGCUAGCCGUGACGCUGUCGCUCAACGGCAGAGCCAGGGACACCGCGCUGGAAAUACCCGCGGAGGAUUUGAAGAAGGAAGAUGGCGUGUCCACCCUUUUAAAAGAGUUGGACUCUGUUUACCUAAAAGAGGAAAAUGAUCGGGCGUACGACGCAUACACUGAUUUUGAUCGUAUUUAUAGAGAAGAUGGCAAUUCAAUGGCGGAUUACAUUGUGGAUUUCGAACAGAGAUACAACCGGAUACGCAAGUUUGACAUGAUACUUUCAGAUGCCCUUUUGGCUUUCAAGUUAUUGGACACUGCUGGUCUUGAUACGAAUGACAAACAAUUGGCACUUACUGCUUGCACAACACUUACCUUUGCAUCUAUGAAAUCGACCCUCAAACGGAUGGUUGGCGAGAACACAGCAUCCUCAGUGGGAGAGGGAAACCCAGAGGCUGCACACAAGAGGGAAGGCAACAAGUCCCGCUUAUCAAUAUACGACCAGACGGAUGAGCAGGGAGGACUGUCCAGAUGUGGAGCUUUCCAUAACACACUCUUGGCGGGUAAGAACCUGUUCAUCGUACAGAGCCCUGGGCAGCCGGGCAUGGUGCAGCAGGUCCAGCUGGUCCAGCCCAAACAGGAGUCCCAGAUGGUCCAGAUCCCCCAGCAGACCCUGAAGGUGGUCCAGGGUGCCUCUCUCCCCCAGCCGACUCUGAAGAUGGUCCAAGCCUUCUCUCUCCCCCAGCAGGCGCUGAAGGUGGUCCAGGCAUCCUCGGCCUUACUGCCCCAGGUCCCACUGAGGCAGACGCCCUCUCAAACACAGCUAAGCCACAUCCAGAUCGCCCAGCAGGCCCUGAAGGUGGUCCAAGCCGCCUCGGCCACCCUCCCCCAGAUCCCUCAGAGGCAGGCGGCCACGCCCAUCAUGCCGGUGACCCUGCCUAAACAUCAAACACUGUUUCGGCUCCGAAAGCGCUCCAAGAACCAUCUGGGCGGAGCUCGCAUGAAGCGGAUACUGGCAAAGAUCGCCCUGGUGGGCGGCCCCCCCACCGAGGCCAUGGUCCCCGGCCACACUGUCACCAUCAACGGGGUGCAUGUGCAGGGCGUGCCCGCCGCAGCCCCCAACCCCGGCGGGCGGCAGGGCGGGGGGCUGUCGGUACCGGGGGUGCCAGCUCAGGCCAGGAAGAAGAGAGUCACCUGCACCUGUCCUAACUGCAAGGAAGCAGACAAGAGGCCAGGAAUGCUGAGCAAGAGGAAGCACAUCUGCCACUUCCCCGGCUGCGUGAAGACGUUCAGGAAGACGUCUCUGCUCAGGGCUCACGUGGGCCUGCACACCGGGGAGCGGCCGUUCCUCUGCAACAUCUGUGACAAGAGGUUCACACGCAGCGACGAGCUGCAGAGGCACGCUCGCACACACACAGGUGUGAAGCGGUUUGAGUGCAACCAGUGCCAGAAGCGCUUCAUGAGGAGCGACCAUCUCGCCAAGCAUUCGAAAACGCACAUCAAAACCAAGAACCUGUGAACACACACUUCCACACACACAAAACAAACGUGUGUGUUUCACUGUCCACUUGUACAUACACACCUCCUCUGGCCCCAGACAAGCCCUCCAUGUCCUAGAGCGCCUGGGAAAGCUAGGAAUGUCUUCAGCGUGAUGGCUGUGCAGUUUUGUGAAAUUCCCAGGAAGGGCCUUUGUAAAAAUGUAUCUUUAUUUUCUGAUCCCCUUAUGUUACUGCUAUAUUUUAACAUAGCAUAGUGGCAUUGUCCACUGAGAAAAAAUGAUUCAAAUGUAAAUGAGUACUAUGUGUUCAACAGAGAGUGGAGGCUGACAGGAAGUAAAGGUUGGGUUAUCCCUUGGGUUAUGUUUGACACAACUCAAUAAAACCGAUGAAACCAUCCUG
Messenger RNA from Gadus macrocephalus (Pacific cod), 2113 nucleotides. Its product is annotated as transcription factor Sp2-like. Gene Ontology annotation, molecular function: RNA polymerase II cis-regulatory region sequence-specific DNA binding; DNA-binding transcription factor activity, RNA polymerase II-specific. Lineage: Eukaryota; Metazoa; Chordata; Actinopteri; Gadiformes; Gadidae. The transcript has 7 exons. Gene Ontology annotation, biological process: regulation of transcription by RNA polymerase II. The record is from RefSeq and is a predicted model, not a curated record. The coding region runs from base 124 to 1734 and encodes 536 amino acids.